GGGAAUGUCACGGGGUGUGCCUCGGGGCGAGGAGCGGUGACAGUUGCCGCGGGCCGGCUCCGCCUCUUCGCCGGGGGCUCCGGGCCGAGCAGCAGCAGCGGCGGCAGCAGCAGAUCUAUAGCAGCAUCCCUGAAGUCAAUAAUGCUUUCCAAGCUAACCCGCUCCCAGAGCAUCGCUGUUCUCUGUCGAGGUGUUCACGCUUCGCUCAGUUCUGCCACCUCAGUUGCAACUAAAAAAACCAUUCAAGGACCUCCAUCCUCUGAGUUCAUAUUUGAACGUGAGGCUAAAUAUGGGGCCCACAAUUAUCACCCACUACCUGUUGCUCUGGAAAAAGGAAAAGGUAUUUACGUGUGGGAUGUUGAAGGUAGAAAGUAUUUUGACUUUCUGAGUGCUUACAGUGCUGUUAAUCAAGGCCACUGUCACCCAAAGAUCGUGAACGCUCUGAAAACUCAGUCUGAAAAACUGACCCUUACCUCCAGAGCGUUCUACAAUGAUGUGCUUGGUGAAUAUGAGGAGUUUGUCACCAAAAUGUUCAAUUAUAACAAAGUUCUUCCAAUGAACACAGGAGUGGAAGCUGGAGAAACUGCCUGUAAGCUGGCUCGGAAGUGGGCAUACAUUGUGAAAGGAGUUCCAAAGUACAAAGCCAAAAUUAUUUUUGCAGCUGGCAACUUCUGGGGCAGAACAAUGUCUGCAAUCUCUAGUUCUACUGACCCAUCCAGCUAUGAUGGAUUUGGACCCUUCAUGCCAGGUUUCGAAGUGAUCCCAUACAAUGAUCUACCAGCUCUUGAGCGGGCUCUUCAAGAUCCCAACGUAGCAGCUUUCAUGGUUGAACCCAUUCAAGGUGAAGCAGGUGUGGUUGUUCCUGACAAAGGUUAUCUCACAGGAGUGCGGGACCUCUGCACAAAACACAAUGUUCUAUUUAUUGUUGAUGAAGUACAGACUGGUUUAGCCAGAACAGGGAAAAUGCUAGCUGUUGACCAUGAAAAUGUGAGACCUGAUAUAGUUCUUCUUGGAAAAGCCCUUUCUGGUGGCUUAUACCCCGUCUCAGCAGUACUAUGUGAUGAUGAAGUUAUGCUGACCAUUAAGCCUGGUGAACAUGGAUCUACAUACGGAGGAAAUCCUUUAGCUUGCCGUGUUGCAAUGGCAGCACUGGAGGUAAUUGAAGAGGAAAACCUGGCUAAAAAUGCAGAAAUAAUGGGUAACAUACUAAGAAACGAGCUCAUGAAGACACCAUCUGAUAUUGUCACUUGUGUACGAGGAAGAGGACUAUUAAAUGCAAUUGUAAUUCGGGAAACCAAAGACUACGAUGCCUGGAAGGUGUGUCUGCGGCUUCGUGAUAACGGACUUCUUGCCAAACCUACUCAUGGUGAUAUCAUCCGGCUGGCACCACCCCUCGUCAUUAAGGAGGAUGAAAUCAGAGAGUGCAUCGAAAUAAUUCAUAAGACCAUUCUGUCUUUCUGACCACGUGGCUUUGCAAGUGUAUCUGCUGACUGACCCAAGGUGGUGCGUGGAAAUAAGUGCGAUGAAGGCCUGUUCUUGAAGCAAGCAUCUCUCGUUCCUUUUAUCCAAGAGGACUUGACUCUUAAAACGUAGCUAUGCCCUUAAAUUAUAAUAGCUCGGAAGAAAAUACAGAAUGAUUCUAAAGAGUUUCCAGUUUAAAGAGUUCCCAAACUUGGUGAGGUUCUGUUCAUCUAGUUUUGUACCUACUGAAGAGUUAAGUCAGAAUGUUUGAGGGGAGAUAUCUAUAGAAAUCUGUUCAAUUGUUCAAAGUCUUGGCCAAAGUUUGAAGUGUAAUUUAUAUAUAUAUAUCAUACUAAGGGUGAUCUUGCACUCUCAUCCCUGCCUGUUGCAGGGGGUUGGAACUAGAUGAUCUUUAAGGUCCCUUCCAACCCAAACCAUUCUAUGGUCCUAUAUCACUCUCCAAAACGUCACAUGUGGCAUUUCUGCCCCUUGGUGAGGUGUCUAUAGGAUGGAAGCACUUGUAUUAUGGAUGAAUCUCUGUUUCACAUUUACAGCUAGACAAAACUUCUAACACUGAAGGUCUCUCAAACUGGGUGUUGUGCUGGUGAACCUCAGAAGCAUCAAGCUGUGUUCUGUAUGUACGAUAUUUUGAUUGUCUGACAAGAGAUGCUGUUUUCAAGCCUGGCCUCAGUGUUUGGCUUUGCAAUCUUGUAAAAUAAACCUGAGCAUAUAGAUGGGUUUAUACUGUUAUAAAACUUCCUAUAAUCUCAAUGUUUAUAUUAAACCAUGCCUUGCAUUAUUAAAAAAGUUAAUGUGCAAUUAAAAUACACAGUGUGUUCAAAAAAGAAGCAAGCUCUACAGAAACUUGUAGUUGCCUCUGUCCAAAGCCAGAGCAAGCACUGCCUUUGCAGUCUAUGAAUUUCUAUCAGUCUCUAUACGGCAGCUUCUGCUGUGCUUUUUUUACAGGGUGAAUGCUUCUGCACUUCUGUGCCUUUGGAUGCUGCCAAUGUGGUAUUCUAUAUGAAAUUGUGGAGUUGGCUGCUAUUCCUGUCCUAGGUCGCUUGUAUUUCUUAACUGAGUUGGGUUUAGCUGAGACUAAACCCUGAUUAAUCACUGUUAAUGCAAAACGUUCCCUUUGCCAAGCAUAGGGAUUAAAUGCAGUCACAUGUUUGUAAUAGGAAGUGGUAAAUAAUCCCUUGGUAUUUUAAAGGCACCUUGGUUUGUGGAAAUGAACCAAGCUGCUGGUUCGGGGCACAGAGGAGUUUACCCUACCUGGUUUUGAGUGAGAGAAAAUGAGCACUCAUCUGCUGUGGAUGAGGUAACACUGAUUUCAGUUUGGAAAGGCCUUGUUGUUGCAAGGGGUGAUGUGUCACUGUGACUGUUAGUCUUAGGAAUAAGGAAAAACUGCCAAGAGGUGUUGCUUAGGAAGGUGGGCAUUUCUGAAAGCUGUGCUUAGGUAUUCCGAUUGAAAAGGAGUGAAAUAACUGAAGGAAACCAUAAUGUAAACAGCAUUUGCUGGAGUCCUUUCAGAGACCAAAAGGUAAACCCCAGGUUCCAGUUACAGCUCUGUCGUUGUUUGCUUAAUGGCCUGAAAGGGCUGGAGGGCAGAAGACCCCAGUCUGUGUUUUAGUGCUGCCCUGCCCUUAUUGUUAGCAAGUCUCCUACCAUGUUCUCCAUCUGUCUCUCUUGCUGCCCAUUUAUCGAUUCCAUCGUCAGGCACCAAAGAACAGGUUAUCUUCCUUCUGUGCAACAGCCUUUUACAUACCUAAAGCUUGUUUCAGUCAUUGCUCCUUCUCUGCUUAAAAUGACAAUUCUCUCCUGAGGAGUAAUGUUUCCUAGAGCCCUGGCUGUUCUCCUGCUGUGAUUCACUGCUCCAGCCGUGCCCUCACUAAUGCCGAGCAGAGCAGGACAAGUUCACAUGGCCUGUAUGCUGUACUGUACUUUAUGCCCCAGUACUGUGGUUUGGGUUUUCCUGCAGUAGCAUAUUUUUAUCUCUGACUGUGUUCCCAGACUCCCUUUUUGUGCAAACAGUUCUGAAGAACAGUUUGAAGCUGUUUCCCACCCCAGUUUUCAUUUGUGCAAUAAGCAAGAAUUACGGGCAUGUAAAAUUCUGUGGUCUGAUGUACUGAUGUUCAUUUUCUGUUAUUGAGAGUAUUUCUCUAGGUUCUGGUAUUCAAUUUGAGCUCUAAUCUUGUCCAAGCCACUUUCUGGUUGCAGAUUUACUAGGCCAAGACAGCUUAAAACUUGAAGUUUUUCUACAGCAGGCCACUGCUGACUGAUCUCUGGGCUUUUUAUUUGUCUUAUGUUUGCUUCAUGAACCCAAUUUCUCUGCCAGCUAAUGAACAUCAAGGUAUGUAUAAGCCUUUCUGAAGACAAGUCAAAAACUGUCAUCCUAAAUUGCCCUUAUUUAAUGACAGGGUAAUUGAGAAGUUUGCUGUUUUAACCUGAAGGUUCUCUGCCUUGCUCUCAACCCUGUGUUGCUCCCAUAGGGAGCUACCUGUGUGAGGAAGGUAGGUGCAUGUUACCUGCCUCAGCAGCUCAGAAAUUCAGGAACAGGACAGACAAUGACAGUCCCUGGGGCUCAUAGGCAUCCUCAGACCCUGAUUACAUGUUUCAGGUGGCCAGAGCAAGGACAAGGGUGUAUGGCUGCAGCCUGGGAGCUAAAGCAGACAAAGGGGUUUUUUGGUCUUUGAUUUAAUUACAGUUCAAUGCUGGAACAAGUACAGAAUUAUAUGUAUUAUUUCGGGAGUGAAGACAGGAACCCAGAACUUCUCUUCCCAGACUUUGAGCCUGUCACCAGUUAAUCCCUGCUUCAACAAUAGAAAACAUCUUGGCAGUUGGCUGUGAGAUAGCAGGAAGAGCUGGAAUGGCCAAAUGAAAUGUCAAAGCUCCCCCUCUUUUAGUGUGCAAAAUUACAAGCUAUCAGAGACCAUCUGCCUUUGAUAUGUGUGUCUGUUGUGAGAAAAAGAGGGAGCAAAGAAGAAUUUGCUUCAUCAUGGAAAGUGUUUUCUUGUCUGUUUCCUACCAAGCAUAAACUGGGACUUGGCUGGUUGUGACACCACUUAAACCUCUCAAAUAUAGCUGCUUGUAUAACUAA
This is a messenger RNA of Strigops habroptila (Kakapo), 4558 nucleotides long. RefSeq names its product ornithine aminotransferase (gene OAT). Bases 142 to 1461 code for a protein of 439 amino acids. Gene Ontology annotation, molecular function: identical protein binding; L-ornithine transaminase activity; pyridoxal phosphate binding. NCBI's taxonomy places the organism in Eukaryota, Metazoa, Chordata, Aves, Psittaciformes, Psittacidae. Gene Ontology annotation, cellular component: cytoplasm. The record is from RefSeq and is a predicted model, not a curated record. The transcript has 10 exons.